This is a messenger RNA of Angiostrongylus costaricensis, 429 nucleotides long. The record is from the annotation of a GenBank genome assembly. Lineage: Eukaryota; Metazoa; Nematoda; Chromadorea; Rhabditida; Metastrongylidae.
AUGCGUCGGGCGUCUGCAUUCGCGUCCGCAUUUCUUUUACUCCUAUUGGUACCAAGCGACCUCACUCUCAGAUGCCAUUUGCAUCAUGAGAUCUGGGAGGACGGACACAAACUUGAGAUCAAGCCCGACGUCUGUUCCACCAAUAGGUACUGUGUAUCUGCAAUCUAUCACGAUCCAGAUCCGGUGAGGAAGAAUGGUUAUUCUUUGGGCUGCGACCGUGUCGACUGUGAGCAGUCUGAUGAUCCAAGUCAGGAAAAGAUAUGGCGUACAAUGCCAGGCGGUGGUGGGAUGAAAUGUCGAAAGCACCGUGACUAUGGAAGUCAGGGUGAGGUGUGCUGUUGCAAAACGGACAUGUGUAAUGAAAUGAACACUCCGGCGUUGGUUCUGUUCAUUACGCCCCUGUUUGCCUUUUCUAUCCUUGUUUGGUGA